Xyrauchen texanus (razorback sucker) is the source of this 1341-nucleotide messenger RNA. Its product is annotated as paraneoplastic antigen Ma1 homolog. The record is from RefSeq and is a predicted model, not a curated record. The coding region runs from base 1 to 1341 and encodes 446 amino acids. NCBI's taxonomy places the organism in Eukaryota, Metazoa, Chordata, Actinopteri, Cypriniformes, Catostomidae. The transcript has a single exon.
AUGGACCUGUCUAAGGCUGGUGAGUGGAGCAGCCAGGUUAAGCUCGAUCCUAACAAAUGUGUCAUUCUUCACAAUGUGCCAAUUGAUAUGACUGAGGAUAUUAUUUCAGAAGUGCUAAACUCAGUGAAAGUGUUUGGUUGCCCUAAAUUACGGGGCCGUCGUGGGGAUAUCACUGGUUCGCAGAUGUUCUUGUUGGUGGAAACCAGCUUGGAGAUUGAUGUUAACACGGUUCCACUAGAAGUAGGUAUUCCUGGAGUUGUGGGGCCAUGGGGGGUACAUGUUCCUGCAGGUGAUAUGGCCCCUGAGCUGACUGAAAAGGGCAGUGAGUUUCAGGAGAAGUUAAUGAGUUGGCUGAAUCAGGAGGGUAAGUCGCUAGAUGAUGUGAGGCCCCUGAUUAGCAUUGACCAACCUACCAAUGUAAAUGCAAAUUUAGUACACGCUCUCGACCGGUUGGUGGAAAAAUGUACUCAGGCGCCUGUUGAGUCUUUGAGUUAUCGCAAACUACGGGUGUUUUCUGGUCUACAACCUGUUCCCUCAGGAGAGGACGAUUAUGACUCCUGGAUGGAACAAGCCACACAGAUGGUUAGCGAAUGGCAGUGUGCUGAGUCCACCAAAAAGCAACGGAUUGUGGAAAGUUUGAGGGGGCCUGCAGCUGACAUAGUCCGUUUUGUGAAAAUGGGUAGUUCAGAGGCGGCAGCCACAGACUAUCUAAAGGCGUUAGAUACUGCUUAUGGGAGUACAGAAAGUGAGACAGAUCUUACUGUGAAGUUCAGCUGUACUUACCAAGAGCCUGGUGAAAAGCUCUCAAGCUACUUGUAUCGGCUGGACAAGAUCCUCCAUCGUCUCUUCUUGAAAGGGGGUAUAAAAGUGGAAGACCUGAAUCGGAAACGUAUGGAACAGGUUGUUAAAGGUGCACUAACAUCUGAUACCGUAGCGCUGAGGCUUAGAAUGAUGUACAGUUUACGUGAUCCACCUGGGUUUUCUCAGCUUUUGCGUGAGGUCCGAGAGGAGGAAAAUUGGAUAAGCACACGCAUUAGUGCUAAGCCUGUUGUAAAUUCUAAACCUGCUGUGGCUGUGCCGAUGGGGUCUGCCUUGGAUGAAGUCGAGAUUUUGAAAAGAGAGGUAAAGGACUUGACCACUCAGGUAGGGAAGUUAUUGAAAAAUGUCACGUCUCUACCUGUAGGCGAUGUCACUACACAGAUCCCUUGUGUGGGAACUGCUAAGGCAUCAGGGUGUUCCACUGCGGCUACAACUAAAGGCUCCGAUGUCAUUUCCGGGCAGGGAUUUUCUGUUACAAGUGUGGAGAAGAUGGCCACACAAGAAGGGAAUGUCAAGGGAUAG